Messenger RNA from Adineta ricciae, 924 nucleotides. Lineage: Eukaryota; Metazoa; Rotifera; Eurotatoria; Adinetida; Adinetidae. The record is from the annotation of a GenBank genome assembly.
AUGUCCUUAGCGUAUGUUAGUCAACAAAUUACGAUUUUUGUCGGCUGGUUUUUCGUCAUCACAGGAGUGAUUGGAAACAGUCUGAAUAUUUUAAUAUUUACAAGCAUACCUAAUUAUCGUACAACUCCUUGCACAUUUUCUUUUCUUUUCGUUUCCAUCGUUAAUAUUCUCAUUAUAAUAAUCAGUCUUAUUUCUCGCAUCUUCAUCGCCGGCUAUUACAUAGAUUUAACACGUACAACGCCGUUCUGGUGCAAAUUUCGCGCAUAUCUUACCGCGGUCACCACUCUGAUGUCAUUCACUUAUACAUGUUUAGCAUCGAUCGAUCAAGUUUUCGUCACUUCACGCAGUGCAACUCUUCGUCGUUUCAGCAAUAUCAAAUUCACACGUCGAAUCAUGUUGAUAUUCGUCAUAAUCUGGUGUUUGUAUUGCAUUCCACAUGUAUUCUUCUAUGACAUCUCACCAACGACGCAAACAUGCACGAUUAUCAACACUUCAUAUGGCAUUUAUGCUCCAGUAUAUGUUCUAAGUUUAACUUGUACGAUUCCAAUUGGAAUCAUGAUUGUUUGUGGUUAUUUAACGUAUCGAAAUAUUCGAUUGACGAGAAUACUGGUCAACCAAUUGGCGGAUUAUCAAUUAGUACGAAUGACAUUGAUUCAAAUCGUGCUUAUCGUCUUUACAAUCGGUCCAUACGGUGUCAAUAAUGUUUAUAAUUUGUUAACAUCCUCGAUUGGUAAAGAUUCCAAUCGAUUGUUGAAAGAAUCAUUUGCGUCGUCGAUGUUUAGUUUGAUAGUUUACGCCAACUACGUCGGAAAUUUCUACAUGUUUUUAUUAUCAUCUCGUCGAUUUCGUCGACAGGUCAAAAAUCGAUUAUUGUUUUGGCUUAGGCAAGGCCAAAUCCAUCCAGUUAUGACAACGAGAAUUUGA